CUCGCGUAAUCCGGAAUGCGAAAGCUUGAGAGCUACGUGUCGUUUGUUGGUAGUACCACGUGCCUUGAAUCUGACCAAUCAUGGGGCUCGGUUUGUUCUUAUCUGACCAAUGCGGUGCCGACACGACGAGGAGCCACCACUUAUACCAUGCCUUCCAUACAACUGCUGUCUGUCAGUUACUCGGCGUGAAUCGAGUUGUUCGUGAGAGGUUGUAGACUCGUGCCGGCUGCCUGAGCGUUCUGUUGUCAGUGUUCAUCUGGAGUUUCCAGAACGAAUUGUGCCUACAAGAUGCACAAAGUAUCGUUAUGCCUUACGGCAGCGCUCUUGUGCGCUGUCGUUUCCUCUGCGAAGAAAGACAGCGACGCAGCGAAAGACAAAGAAAGCGUCGGCACUGUCAUAGGCAUUGAUCUGGGAACGACAUAUUCCUGUGUCGGUGUCUUCAAGAAUGGGCGAGUGGAAAUUAUUGCCAAUGAUCAGGGAAACCGUAUCACGCCCUCUUACGUUGCUUUCACUGCUGAAGGUGAACGUCUUAUUGGCGAUGCAGCUAAGAAUCAGCUGACUAGCAAUCCUGAGAACACUGUUUUCGAUGCCAAGCGCCUUAUUGGCCGGGACUGGAAUGACCCGUCUGUCCAGCAUGAUGUCAAGUACUUCCCAUUCACUGUGAAAGAAAAAAAUGGCAAGCCUCACAUUCUGGUCAAGACCUCUGGAAAAGAUGAGAAAAUUUUUGCUCCCGAGGAGAUAUCUGCCAUGGUUUUGUCAAAGAUGAAGGAAACUGCAGAGGCUUACCUUGGCAAGAAAGUAACCCAUGCUGUUGUGACAGUGCCAGCCUACUUCAACGAUGCCCAACGCCAGGCCACCAAGGAUGCUGGAACCAUUGCAGGUCUCAAUGUGAUGAGGAUUAUCAAUGAACCCACCGCUGCUGCAAUUGCAUAUGGUCUUGACAAAAAGGAGGGCGAGAAGAACAUCUUGGUCUUUGACUUGGGUGGUGGCACCUUCGACGUCUCUCUCCUGACCAUUGACAAUGGGGUCUUCGAAGUCGUGUCUACCAAUGGAGACACUCACCUUGGUGGAGAAGACUUUGACCAGCGUGUAAUGGAGCAUUUCAUCAAGCUGUACAAGAAGAAAACUGGCAAGGAUGUUCGCAAGGACAAUCGUGCUGUGCAGAAGCUUCGUCGUGAAGUUGAAAAGGCAAAGCGUACGCUAUCGACUGCUCACCAAGCUAGGAUUGAAAUCGAGUCCUUUUUUGAUGGAGAAGACUUCAGUGAGACUCUGACCCGGGCCAAGUUUGAAGAGUUGAACAUGGACCUCUUCCGUUCCACAAUGAAACCAGUACAGAAAGUGCUUGAGGAUGGUGACUUGAAGAAGAGCGACGUUGACGAAAUUGUGCUGGUGGGUGGCUCUACCAGGAUCCCUAAAGUGCAGCAGCUGGUCAAGGAGUUCUUCAAUGGCAAGGAGCCCACCAGAGGCAUCAACCCAGAUGAAGCUGUGGCCUAUGGUGCUGCAGUGCAGGCUGGUGUGCUUGGAGGAGAGGAAGACACUGGUGAUCUUGUACUUCUUGAUGUUAACCCAUUGACCCUUGGCAUUGAGACGGUUGGUGGUGUCAUGACAAAGCUGAUCCCUCGCAACACAGUUAUUCCCACCAAGAAGUCUCAGAUCUUCUCCACUGCAUCUGAUGAUCAAUCGACAGUAACCAUUCAAGUGUACGAAGGAGAGCGACCUAUGACCAAGGAUAAUCACCAGCUGGGCAGGUUUGAUUUGACUGGAAUUCCUCCAGCACCACGAGGUGUGCCUCAGAUUGAAGUCACUUUUGAGAUUGAUGUCAAUGGCAUCCUGAAAGUCAGUGCUGAGGACAAGGGCACUGGCAACAAGCAGAAGAUAGUCAUCAGCAAUGACCAGAACAGGCUUACUCCCGAAGACAUUGAACGGAUGGUUAAGGAUGCAGAGAAGUUCGCUGAUGAGGACAAGAAAGUUAAAGAGAAAGUGGAGGCCCGCAAUGAACUGGAGUCCUAUGCCUAUUCACUCAAAAACCAGGUGGACGACAAAGAGAAGCUUGGUGCCAAGUUGGAUGCCAAGGAGAAAACUACCAUCAAGGAGGCUGUGGAUGAGGCUAUCAAAUAUUUGGAACAGAAUCCAGAUGCUGAUGCUGAACAGCUCAAGGCUCAAAAGAAGUCUCUCGAAGAAAUUGUUCAACCCAUUGUGGCCAAACUGUACUCUGGUGGCACUCCUCCACCAACGGACAAGGAUGACUCGACAAAGGAUGAACUGUAGAAAAGACUAUAGAACUUCCAGAGGGUGGUUGGCAACUUGCGACUCUCACAAUUCAUCUGUUAACGAUCACAAGCUUCAUCAUUUGGCCGACACAUCCAGUUCCACCCAUCCUUUGGCUAGCUAAGUGUUCUCUUGGACUUGUUUGCCAUCCUCAUUCUGUGUACAAACUCAACUUGUAACUUAAGUUAUCUUUGAAGGGUUUUUUUUACAUGGGGUGUCAAAUAAAUACUUGUACAUAUGACUUA
Molecule: messenger RNA, 2513 nt
Organism: Rhipicephalus sanguineus (brown dog tick)
Lineage: Eukaryota; Metazoa; Arthropoda; Arachnida; Ixodida; Ixodidae
Gene: Hsc70-3
Product: endoplasmic reticulum chaperone BiP
Exons: 5
Coding region: 289-2268 (659 amino acids)
Biological process (GO): endoplasmic reticulum unfolded protein response; cellular response to unfolded protein; protein refolding
Cellular component (GO): endoplasmic reticulum chaperone complex; membrane; cytoplasm
Molecular function (GO): heat shock protein binding; ATP binding; misfolded protein binding
Source: RefSeq, a predicted model, not a curated record